UCUUCACACAUAUAUAGAAAAAAAUAAUGGAGGGUGUGCUUCUAAACUCAGCAAACUAUGUUCCUUUAUCUCCUAUCAGCUUCUUAGAGAGGGCUGCCUUUGUAUAUGGUGAUGGCAUUUCAAUCAUGUAUGGAGCAACUACAUUUACAUGGAGAGAAACACGGACAAGAUGUGUCAAGCUCGCGUCGGCCUUAAAAUCUCUCGGAAUUAGUUCGGGUGAUGUUGUAGCAGUUGUUGCACCCAAUGUCCCAGCUCUCUACGAGCUCCAUUUUGGUGUUCCAAUGGUCGGGGCUGUCCUUUCGACACUAAACACAAAGCUCGACGAGCUCAAGUUGGCAUCGACUUUUGAACAAAUUGAGGCGAGGAUUGUGUUUGUGGAUUAUCAAUAUGUUGAAUCCACUCUGAAAGCAUUGACCUUGAUCAAAGUCAAAUUACCUAUUCUAGUUGUUAUCCCGGAACAUGAUCAAUGUUCGGAAACACCUCAAUUCUACGAAGAAUUUCCUAUAGGAACCUUGGAUUAUGACCAACUACUAUCCAUGGGAGACACGGAUUUUGAGGUAACCGGACCAAGUGAUGAAAAUUGUCCCAUUUCGAUAAAUUUCACAUCCGGAUCAACUGGAAAACCAAAAGGUGUUGUAUAUAGCCAUAGAGCCGCAUACUUGGCCUCGUUGGGUCAAAUUUUUCGCACUGGCUUGAGACCCGGAUCAACGUUCUUGUGGACCGUCGAUAUGUUUCGAUGCAACGGUUGGUGCUUUACUUGGUCCAUGGCAGCCCUAGGAGGCACCAACAUUUGCAUUAGAAGUGUGACUACCAAGGCCAUGCAUGAAGCAAUAUCACUUCACAAUAUCACAACAAUAUGCGGCCCACCUUCGAUCCUAAAAACAAUAGCUAAUUGUCCUUUCGAGCAACUUGCUACCCGUGUUGAUGUAUUCGUCGCAGGAUCACUACCGCCUACUCAUGUAGUAGAGAAAGUCAAGAACAUGGGAUUCAACCUAUGCCUUGCUUACGGAAUGUCGGAAGCUCUAGGUCCAGUAACAGCGGACAACCCUUUGAUAAACGGACCUCAUAGCGUAACCCUAGAAGGGAUCCACAACCUAAUGAUGGAAGGAGUUGACGUUAAAGAUUCGAAAACAAUGGUAAGUGUUCCGAGAGAUGGGAAAACCAUAGGUGAGGUGAUGUUUAAAGGCAACAUCAUGAUGUUGGGAUAUUUGAAAAACCAUGACCUAACUAAGAAGGCUUUUCAAGAUGGUUGGUACCAUACGGGAGAUCUUGGUAUCCGAAAACUAGAUGGCUCGAUAGAAAUGAAGGACCGGGCAUUGGAUAUAAUCAAUACCGAAGAAGGAACCGUGGUUUCGCUUGAGGUUGAGGCGGUAUUGGCUAACCAUCCGAGAAUUGAUAGUGUUGCCGUGAUAGGAAGGCCAACUGAAGUAGGAGGACAAAGACCGUGUGCGUUUGUGAAGUUGAAAGAGGGUUGGGAGUUGAGUGAAGAUGAAAUAAUAUCCUUUUGUAAGAAGGUAUUGCCCGAUUUUAAGGUGCCAACUACUAUAGUUUUCGGGGACUUACCUAUGAUUAAUGGUGCUAAGGUGCAAAAGUUUAUACUUAGGGACAGGGAUAGAAAAGAUGUGUUGUUUAGUAGCUGAUUAUUUAGGAACUAAGUAGAUGUGUUGUUUUCAUAGUUUUGAAACACGUC
Impatiens glandulifera is the source of this 1690-nucleotide messenger RNA. Its product is annotated as butanoate--CoA ligase AAE1-like. NCBI's taxonomy places the organism in Eukaryota, Viridiplantae, Streptophyta, Magnoliopsida, Ericales, Balsaminaceae. The coding region runs from base 27 to 1640 and encodes 537 amino acids. The record is from RefSeq and is a predicted model, not a curated record. The transcript is spliced from 2 exons.